UCUCUGGUUAUACGCUUUAGUUAUGGUCAAUUAUAAAAAUGGAUUUACUGUAUACUGUCAACAGAAGAAGUUCUUCUAAAAUAUUUUCUAAUCAAGAAUGUUUAUACACCGGGCAGUCCUUAUGUUCCUUAUCCAGUCGAAAUAUAGUAGCAUUUACUACAAUGACAGAGUUAGAUGAUAAUAGUGGUAAAACACGGGGUUGCCAUGUUUAUGUAGCAGACUUGAAUAUGCCAUGGCAUGCUCAUAAAGUUUUGUCAAAUAAAAACAAUAUUACUGCAUUGGAAUGGGAUUUACCCGGUGACAAAUUGGUAAUGGCAGAUACAGCUGGAAAUGUGCAGUUGUGGAUGUUUAAGGAUCAUAUCUUAAAUGAUUGGGUGUUAGUGGGCUCUACAUAUUUCCCUGGUGAACAUAUAUUAGGUGCUGCAUGGUUCCAUAAUGGUAAAAAGACAGGAUUAGUAACGGAGAAAAAGGACAAUAUCCAUUAUAGCGAGAAAUUUAAUCAUCUGCUAUUUGCACCUUCAGUGAGGCAAUUUGGCGGCCGAGCCGCUGAAGGUGUGCUGGUAGUAUCGACGACGGGUAUGGUCGGCGCGAUUAUGAUUACGAAGGAUCUUCAAAAUCCGAUUUGUUAUUCUACAGAGAGUCUUGGCAAUACGAGACACAGGAUAACUGCUGUCGACUUGUGUUAUGGAAAAAACGGUCAUUUCCUCGUCGCAGUUAGCAGCGGUAGCAUCUGUUUGCCGAUAAGAUGCUACAGAGUGUUAGUUCGCAAAAAUGACGACAAAUGUACCAUCACCUCGCAAGCUUUACCAAGCUUCUUUUUGCAGGAUGGAGCACCCAAAGAUAAUUCGUGUACAAUUGUGACACAUUUAAAAUUUGUGGUCAGAGAAGACGCAGAUUCUUUGGUUAUCGCGGCAAAUAGCGAGAAUGGCGGUUUUGUAGAAGUGUGGGAGUUGCGAGAAAAGUCACAACCUGUUCACAAAUUGUUCCAACCACAAAGUCUGGAACCUUUCAAGACAGUUGUUUGGCAGUAUCAAUCGCAGUAUCGCUGCCAAUCGCCGGUUACGGCGAUAGCGACUACGAAACUAUCUAUAGUGACAACAUUGCCACCUCCAAGUUAUGUGAUAAUAGCAUUAGCGGAUUCAUCGGUGCAUUGUCUAAAUCGUUUGGAUUGUCUUAAGGAAGUAGCAUUUUCGUCCUUAAAUACAGGCUGGCGCCAAGAUGAACCUAGUAAUAAAUACUUCAAGAGCUCAGUCUCUAUUGCUCAUAUGGAUCUAUCAUGGUUGGGAUGUGUCCUUCUUGCGUGCGAUACUCAUGGCAAUCUGUAUCUUUACAAAUUGUUGCCAGAUGGUACUACAGGUACAUCGAUGUCAUUGAGCUAUGCCUGUACAUUGUUGGAGUAUUGUCUGGUAACAGGACUGGAUUGGUUAGAUAUACUUUUAUGCUUGAGAUCGUCUAUGAUCGAGGCGCUAUGCGAGAGAUUGGACAUGUCCUUCAAUAGGCAAUCACAACCUACUCAGCAGUAUCACUAUAUUCAAUUUUUAUGUAUCAAGACGUCAUUGUACAGAAUGCUCGGAACAAUAUCAGGACAGAAUAAAGCAGCAGACUUGUCAUCAUUACUGAUGAUACAUUCAGUAGCUACUGCCUUCAAAUCUCUAUUGAGGCCAUCAGAUCUGAUAUCCUAUGACAAAGGUCCAGCAGAGAACUUAACUGCAGUAAUAACAGAUGUCAUCACUGAUAAUACUGAUAACAUUGAUAAGGUAUUGUCAAUUUAUUUACCCGAUCCUAAAGAAUUUACAGUGGAGCCGAGCACACUGCAAUCAUUGCAACAACUUAUUCAAUGGGUUGCUGAUUUAGCUUUGAAUUUGCUGGCCAGAUUGCCUGAGCAAAGGAUGCAAGUAAAGACUGGUGGCUAUGAACUUCUUAAGGACCAUAAGGCCUUGAAUACCGUUCGGGAACUGCUGGUCAUCAUACGUAUUUGGGGAUUGCUUCGUCCAUCGUGUCUUCCAGUAUUUCUUCGUAGUACGGAUAAUUUAGAUGUUCUGGCUUUACUAUUUUGCUUGUUAUCAAAGUUGGUUCAACCUAAUGGAGAUCCACAACAACAACAACAGGUGGAUGAUAGCUUAAUCGAUGAAUGCUGUUUGCUACCAAACCAAAUCAUGAUUCCACAAUUGCAUCAAGGAAAUAGCAUAACCGCUAUAGUCUCACCAAUUUUAUUUUCUCAGAACCUUCCAUUACAGUUAGAAUAUGGAGUGGAACCCGAGCAGUUGGUUUUUACACCUGAAAUGAAUCCCGUUGAAGGUUGCAUGCACAGUGGGCAGAUUGUAGACACGAUACGACAUUUAUAUUUAGGAAAACAGCCGCUUUUAGUGAAACAAUGCACGAGAUGCGGUGGUAAGGCACAAGUACAGAAUAUGACAAGAACAGCUGCGAUUAGAGCCUGGGAUCAAAGAUGGACACGAGCCUGUCGAUGCGGUGGUAUCUGGCGAAUCCACAAAGCCUGUUGAUGAAGAUUGUCCAAAAAUCGUUAUUAUAGAGAUAAUAAUUUUAAUAUAUAUGUGAAAUUGCUUCAAAUAAUUCCUAAAUUGGAAGUUAUCAGUUUACCAGAGAGAGCAUUCCUUCGUUUGACUAUGUUGCUGUGAUGGUACUUAAAACUUCUUAAUCUCUUGCAGGAGUUAUUCUUUCUUAUACUACUGUCAACGAGAAACUUAUGUAAUUCGUUUUUUUCAACAUGUAAAAAUAGAGAAGGUGCACAAGGUAAAAUUAAUUAAUCAAACAAAAAUGAUGUGAACUAUUUUACUAAGUAUCAAAGAAAAAAAAAUUAGAGAGAGAAAAA
Formica exsecta is the source of this 2833-nucleotide messenger RNA. RefSeq names its product mediator of RNA polymerase II transcription subunit 16 (gene MED16). Gene Ontology annotation, molecular function: protein binding. Gene Ontology annotation, biological process: positive regulation of DNA-templated transcription. Gene Ontology annotation, cellular component: mediator complex. The record is from RefSeq and is a predicted model, not a curated record. The transcript has 14 exons. Lineage: Eukaryota; Metazoa; Arthropoda; Insecta; Hymenoptera; Formicidae. The coding region runs from base 39 to 2504 and encodes 821 amino acids.